GCGGCCUCGGCGGCUCGAGCUCUACUACGCGAUCCCGAUCCAGACCUACGACCUGAUUCACCCCUUGAUCGCGGUGACGGAAGACUACGAGCCCUACGCAGCGCGAAGGAGACAAUGUCGCAACCGUCUCAAGGAGGAGUUCCCCUGGACGAAUGGCGUAAAGACGUCCCUCCUGGAUGGAAACCGGGUUCCAGAUGAGGUCGUGGGACCGCUGAUAGCGGGCAGGCUACAAGGACGAGCACAACGCAUAGCCUUGGAGCUAAAGUUGGUGCGUCCCGAUGGGACAUACGACAUCGGUGAUGCGGCCCUCGUCCGCCUCAGCGUCGACGAGGUGAUUGACCCAGUCGACGGUGUGACGAUCAUCCAGAGGCACAUUCCGAGUGGUGUGCAGGCGCUCUGCAAUGCACUGCGAGAUGCAUUCGGCGACACGGACGAGGCGCAGACCACGAAGGCUCUGGAGGUCUUCUUUGAGCAUAAGCGGCCCCAUGGACAGGAACUCCAAGAAUUUGCUGCUGAAUGGGACCUUCGAUACGAAGACGCUAAGCUGAAGGCAGGCCUGGACAUGAACACCGUUGCCAAGAGCUACCUGUGGCUGAAGCAAAGUGGAUUGACCCAGAAGCACCAGGACGACCUUCGUCUUCAAGUACAUGGCGACCUAAGCCGCUUCAACGAGCUCCGGGCCCUAGCCAUUUUGUGUCCCAUCGUGCUGCUGACAGGUCCUCGGGAGGACAAGUCCGACGAGCACGCGGAGAUGGACGACUGGUUUGGAUGGACCGACUGGGACGACGACGGCUACUGGACUGAAGCUUGGUGGUACGACAACGACUGGGAGGAUUACGGCGACGGCUAUAACGACCACUCGUGGUACGAGGAUGACGACGAGUUCUACGAGGCCGAGGAGCAACCAUG
Messenger RNA from Symbiodinium pilosum, 909 nucleotides. The record is from the annotation of a GenBank genome assembly. NCBI's taxonomy places the organism in Eukaryota, Dinophyceae, Suessiales, Symbiodiniaceae.